AUGCACCAGUGGCACCCAACGCACUGCACGCUGCAGCUCAACUUCGUCUCGGGUGUCGCCUCCAAUGACGGCCGCUCGUCGAUCCUGAAGACAGGCGACACGUACAGCGGAACGUCUGUGAUUCGGUACGUGCGUCGCCCUGUUCCCUCCGCAGCAGCAGGUGAGGAGUUCCCUGCAGCCAUCAAAAGCAACAAGGAUGGGCUGCACUUUCACGCUAUUACUGCCCCCGUGCGCGCCUUUCCGAAGGCCCAGCCUCUUGUUCUGCACGCAGUCAAGGUGCAGCAGUACAGCGGCUCAGGCAUCCUGAAGGUGCUGAAAGUAGUUGAAGACGAUGACGACAGCAGUGGAGGCGGUGGCAGUGAAACAACACGCGGAGGUGCAGCAAAGGCUGACAACCAGCGCCGAAACAAAGCGAAGGACAAGUCGGGUGGUGCCAAGCACGGGGCCUCCUGCGGGCACCAUGGCGCGGAGGAAAAGCCGCAGCACGCCGACCCUGGCUCGAAGCACGUCUUCUUCGAGGGCGGCGCGAGCAUGCCGCUCGGCACCACCGUCGUGCUGUCCGUCACCUUCACAGGUAAAAUUCAGGCGUGGGAUCAGGGCGGCAUUUAUACCAACGAUAACAGCGAGGCAGCAGAACCAGCAACGCAUGGUGUGUUGCUGACACACUUCGAGGUCGCGCUUGCCCGUCUCGCCUUCCCAUGCCCCGACGACCCAAUGUGUUACCGCCUGAUGUGGCAGCUACAGUCGUUGCAGUUGCCUUCAUGCUACAACGUGGUGGCAAGCAACACGGCUGAGCUUGCGAGGAAAACGCUGGGGAGUAAGAGCACACAAUAUGUCUUUGCCUCAGUGGGGCCGCUGCCCGCCUACGUGCUUGCUUUUGCCGCCUUCACGGACUCGGUGGAGGUGGUGGAGGAGAGCCUGCAGCUGCGCGAAGCUCCAGACACAGCAGACGAGGGGAUUCAUGGGACUCACAACGGUGCGACGAAGAUGGUGCCUCUGCGCGUCAUGGCGGGCACGUCGAGUGGAGUGACGCAAGCCAUGCUGAAGCAAAUCGCCUACACGGUGCAGGAAGCUGUGCGCCUGUUGGAAGACUUUUUUGCAUCCCCAUUACCGUUGCAGCAGCUUCCCUUCUCCGACGGCUGCGACCAGCAGGAGGAGAUGCUCACAGUUGUCGUUGCCCCGACGAUGCCGUACAUAUCGGGUAUGGAGCACCACGGCUGUAUUUUUCUCAACGAGAAGAUCUACCGAUCGUCAUCGGGCAACGGCGGCAAUACAAAAGGGGCAAGCAAGCAGCACGCAACAGGAGCCAGUGGCGCUGAUGAUGCUACCAGAGUGGAACUGAUUGUGCACGAGCUGGCGCACCACUGGAUGGGAAAUGCACUUGGCAUGUCCUUUGUUCUGAAGGAGGGCGUCUGCCAACUGCUGGAGCAGUGCCUUGGGGAUGUAAUUCUGGGAAAGCCGAUGCGUAAAAUCAAACCGGCCGGUGAUGCCGCUGCUUCGUUGCCUCCCACCUCCUCUUCUCCUCCCUCCUCCGCUGUGUCGUCUCGUGGGGCGGUGGUGGUGGUGGUGGACACGGAGAAGGGCAAGGAGUUCACCGGGCACUCCUACCAGAGCGCACUGAAUACGCUGCGGAAUGUGGUGAGUGGCGUGGGGCUCGCCGCCUUCAGGGAACGGAUGCAGCGCAUGUACCGGGACAAAGUGACGAACGGCAGUGGGAGCGCCGGUGUGGAGGCGUAUGGCGAGGGUGGAGACGGCAGCUGGGACGCGAGCGCUUCUACACAGGCGCCAUACGUCACAGUAGCUCAAUUUCUGGCAUACGUGGAGGCAUAA
This is a messenger RNA of Trypanosoma grayi, 1830 nucleotides long. RefSeq names its product putative aminopeptidase, putative,metallo-peptidase, clan MA(E), family M1. The record is from RefSeq and is a predicted model, not a curated record. NCBI's taxonomy places the organism in Eukaryota, Euglenozoa, Kinetoplastea, Trypanosomatida, Trypanosomatidae. Gene Ontology annotation, biological process: proteolysis; peptide catabolic process. Gene Ontology annotation, cellular component: cytoplasm. The coding region runs from base 1 to 1830 and encodes 609 amino acids. The transcript has a single exon. Gene Ontology annotation, molecular function: zinc ion binding; metalloaminopeptidase activity; peptide binding.